Toxotes jaculatrix (banded archerfish) is the source of this 2393-nucleotide messenger RNA. It is a transcript of the gene idh1, whose product is annotated as isocitrate dehydrogenase (NADP(+)) 1. Gene Ontology annotation, cellular component: cytosol; peroxisome; mitochondrion. Lineage: Eukaryota; Metazoa; Chordata; Actinopteri; Toxotidae. The coding region runs from base 189 to 1433 and encodes 414 amino acids. Gene Ontology annotation, biological process: isocitrate metabolic process. The transcript has 9 exons. Gene Ontology annotation, molecular function: magnesium ion binding; NAD binding; isocitrate dehydrogenase (NADP+) activity. The record is from RefSeq and is a predicted model, not a curated record.
CGGCCGGGUACCUACCUGCAGCCGCUCCUCCAGUCAUCAGAGCCGCCCUCAGCUCAGUUAACCUGUGGAACGGUUCAGCACAUCACUCCUCCUCCUCCUCCUCCUCCUCAUCUCGUCGCUGUUUGAGUCGUGGACGUGUGAACUGAAUAAGUGUUGUGUGUCCUCUUUAUCUACCACCAGGCUCUAAGAUGUCUCAGAAGAUCAAGGCAGGCUCUGUGGUGGAGAUGCAGGGAGAUGAAAUGACUCGGGUCAUCUGGGAGCUCAUUAAGGAGAAGCUUGUCUUCCCCUACCUGGAGCUCGACCUGCACAGCUAUGACCUCGGUAUGGAGAACCGAGAUGCUACAGACGACCGGGUGACGGUUGAGGCAGCGGAGGCAGUCCGGCGUUACAACGUGGGCAUCAAGUGCGCCACCAUCACGCCAGAUGAGAAGCGGGUGGAGGAGUUCAAGCUGAAGCAGAUGUGGCGCUCGCCCAACGGGACCAUUCGUAACAUCCUGGGAGGCACAGUGUUCAGAGAGGCCAUCAUCUGUAAGAACAUCCCCCGCCUGGUGCCCGGCUGGGUCAAACCCAUCAUCAUUGGCAGGCACGCCCACGGAGACCAGUACAAAGCCACAGACUUUGUGGUGCCUGGGCCUGGGAAAGUGGAGAUGACCUACACACCCACAAACGGAGAGCCAGUUAAAUUUGUUGUUCAUGAGUUUGAGGGCACAGGGGGUGUAGCCUUGGGGAUGUAUAAUACAGAUAAGUCCAUCAGGGACUUUGCCCACAGCUCCUUCCAGAUGGCUCUGUCCAAAGGCUGGCCCCUCUACCUCAGCACCAAGAACACCAUCCUGAAGAAGUACGACGGCCGCUUCAAGGACCUCUUCCAGGAGAUCUACGAGAAGGAAUACCGUGCUCAGUUUGAGGCCAAAGGCAUCUGGUACGAGCACCGUCUGAUAGAUGACAUGGUGGCCCAGGCCAUGAAAUCUGAGGGAGGCUUCAUUUGGGCCUGCAAGAACUACGAUGGAGAUGUACAGUCUGAUUCUGUGGCACAAGGCUACGGCUCCCUGGGUAUGAUGACCAGUGUGCUGAUCUGUCCUGAUGGACGCACAGUGGAGUCUGAGGCUGCCCACGGCACAGUGACCCGCCACUACAGACAACACCAGCAGGGAAAAGAGACCUCCACCAAUCCCAUAGCCUCCAUCUUUGCAUGGACGCGGGGCCUGCUCCACCGGGCGAAGCUGGACAGCAAUGCUGAGCUGCGUGUGUUCUCUGAGGCACUGGAGGCCGUUUGCAUCGAGACCAUUGAGGCUGGUUUCAUGACCAAAGAUCUGGCUAUCUGCAUCAAAGGACUGCCAAAUGUGACACGUGCGGACUACUUAAACACCUUUGAGUUCCUGGAUAAGUUGGCAGAAAACCUGAAGAUUAAGCUAUCCAGCCAGCCCAAACUGUGAUCUCACCUCCCGGCCUCUGCAGAUAAACACAAACACAAACCCAUUCAAACACACGCUCAUGCACACAGAGACAUCUACACACCUACUGGAAUUAACACUGAAGCAGGGACGAGUGUGCCCAGGGCUCCGGGAGAUCAAGUCCUUCCCAAACUUGGGGUUCUGAUCAAGCUGGGUGCCUUGUCCAAGAAAGAGGAAUGGAGGCUUGUGAUCAGUGUAGGCCAACAUUCCUGUUAAUGCAUCACUAGUAGACAAAAAGCCAUACUUGUGACAGUGAAGAGACAACUCAAACAUUAACUGUGUCCAGGGAUGACACUCGUCAGAUGACCCGAUGGCUCAGUGACCUUGUUUACCCUAAUUUGCACUAGGUCCCCUGAUGUGAGGGUGGUAUGUGUGUGUCGGUAUUUGUUGGUGAUCUGUGCCAGACAGGGGACAGAGUCAGUCUGAAGCAGAGACUUUAGACCCUCACUGCCUUAUUCAUUUUGUGUCAAAGUCAUCGGUUGAUUCUUGUCAUCUCCUACGUCUUGUAAUGUUUUAACCAUACCUCAGGCAACAUCAUAUGUACUACUGCCACUGCAUUAGCACUGUCAGCCUGUAUUUCACUAAUGAAACCUCUCAGCAUGGUAGGAGAGACCAUGCAUACCAUGACAUUUUACUGUUAUGAAUCAUGAAACACAUAAGGACUGACUUUUCAGUCAUUUAUAGCAAUCAAACAAGGGUUCAGACUCUUACUUAAAUAUAUGGUAAACAGACUACAGUACAUGAUUUUAGAUUUUGUACUCAUAUUAACAUUACUAGACACCAUCGAUAAAGAAGUGUAUUUAUUUGUCCUUCCUUUGUGUGUGUGCAUGUCUGUUAAGUUUGUCAUCAGCACAUAUCCUGCCACAAUAUCUUCAUCAAAUUCUGUGUUGGUUUGUUCAUUCCUCAUGUAAUAACUCAUAAUAAAUGGGGUUUUUGAAGAUA